Paramecium sonneborni is the source of this 1878-nucleotide messenger RNA. The record is from the annotation of a GenBank genome assembly. NCBI's taxonomy places the organism in Eukaryota, Ciliophora, Oligohymenophorea, Peniculida, Parameciidae.
AUGUAAUUUGGUUAAAAUACAAAAUAGUUUAUGACUCCUGAAAUGAUGAAAUCAAUGUCUCAAAUGUGUGCAAAUAUGAGUGAUGAUUAAUUAAGAUAGUAUGCUUAAAUGGCAGGAAUGGGAAAUGUAGAUCCAUCAUUUUUGAGGUAAUAAAUGGGUUAAGUAAAAAAUAUGAGAGAUGAGGAUUUAUAGAGAUAAGUUAAUUAAGUAUAUUUAUUUAACAUUCAUCUUAGACUCGUCCUGAAGAUAUAGAAAGAGCAAAAUAAAGAGUUUAAGCAUAAUAAUAAUAAUAGUAAUAAUAAUAGCAAUAGUAAUAAAAACCUUAGAGUGAUCAAUUCCCCAUUAUUAACAAAUUAAAAAAUUAAGGAAAUGAUGCAUUUAAAUCUUAAGAAUAUGAAAAAGCUGCAUCAAAAUAUUAUGAAGCUAUUUCUGAAAUUGAAGAAUUAUGGGAAAAUAAUACUUAUUUAAAAAAUGACACUUAAAAAAAAUAAGAAUUAAAAUUAUUAGAACAUUCUUGUAGAUUAAAUUAUUGCAAUGUUAAAGCAAAACAAUAAUAAUUUGAUGUUGUUUUACGUUAAGCUAAAAAAGUAUUAGAAGAUGAUGAUUAAAAUGGAAAAGCUAAUUUUAGAAUGGGUUAAGCACUCUUUGAAACAAAAAGAUAUUAAGAAGCAUUAGGAUAUUUAGAAAUAGCAACUAAAAAAUUACCAAAUGAUGAUACAGUUCUAUUAAUGUAUAAAUAAACUAAAGAAUAAUUGAAUAAUAUAGAUGUUUAAUUACCAUAAAAUUAAUAAAAUGAAACAAAUUCUUAAGAAUAGGAAUAGAAAAUUGAAUAAACAUAAAAUGUAUAAUAAGAAGAAAAACUUAAUUAAAAUGAAUAGGUCUAAUAAUAGGUCCCAUAGGUCUAAUAAAAUUAAAAAGAUAAUUAAGAAAAUUAAGAAAAAUAGGAUUAAGAAAAUGAAUAAAAAAAACCAAAAAUUAAAUUAACUUCGGUUGAUACAAGUAGUGAAGAAUUUUAAAAUUUCAAAUAAAAAAUGUAAUCUAAUAAAGAAGAUGGUAUAAUAGUAGAUGAAAACAUAUCAAAUUCUAAAGAUUUAACUAAUAAGUCUGCUCCUAAAAAAACAGAAACAUAGAAUUCUAAUAAAAUUACAGAAGAUUCAUAAUUUCAAUAAUAAUUUGAUUAAUUUAAAAAUAUGGUAAUAAUUAUUAGAUGUAUUAAUUAUAGUCUCCUGAAUAGUUAAAUUAUAUGACAAAUACUUUGAAAACAAUGGAUAAAGGAUUUUUAAAAUAAAUGAUGAAAUAAUAAAGUGGUGUAGAGAUGUCUGACUAAUAAAUAGAAAUGAUGUAAACUAUGAUGACACCUGAAAUGUUGUUAUAGAUGAAAAAUAUAGAUCCAGCAAUUUUAAAAUAAUAAAAAUAAUAAUAAUAAUAAUAAUAAUAGUAAUCUAAUUAAUUCGAUUAAUCUACAUAAUCUAAUUAAUCCAAUUAAUCUGUAUCAUAACAAUAAAAUAAUUCAAAUGGAUCUUAAAAUCCAACAACAGCUACUCAAUAAAUGCCCUAAAAUUUAUCAGGUUUAGCUUAAAAUCCUUAAAUGCUUGAAAUGGUUAUUGACCAAUUAAAAAAUAAUCCAUAAAUGUUAAAAAUGAUGGCUCCAGCAUUUGGUGGCAAUAAUGCAAUUACAUAAUAUAUUGAUUCUGCAAGGUGAAAUUUGAUAUUUUAUAGUUUUAGUCCUGAGUAAUUAUAGAAAGUGGUUGGUAGAUUAGCGAUAUUCUUAAAGUUUAUUCUAAUGGUGUAUAGAGCAUGGUUAAUGGUUAAAAAUUAAUGGAAAUUUAUUUUGGGAUUCCUCUUGGCGUACUUAUAUUUUAAAUUAUUUUGAAUUGU